Molecule: messenger RNA, 4469 nt
Organism: Neltuma alba
Lineage: Eukaryota; Viridiplantae; Streptophyta; Magnoliopsida; Fabales; Fabaceae
Product: flowering time control protein FPA
Exons: 5
Coding region: 84-3068 (994 amino acids)
Molecular function (GO): RNA binding
Source: RefSeq, a predicted model, not a curated record
CGACUCUCGCAACAAAAAUCCAUUUCUUUCGUUUUGUUAGGGUUUCUGUAGGUUCGGCUGGUCCCAAUAGUUUCUGGACUGCAAUGCCUCUCCCGCCUAAAUCGAUCAAGGCUGCUCAGGAAGGCGGUGGCAUGGUCAAGGAUUUCGAAGAUCCCGAGACCCCUUCCAACAAUCUAUGGGUUGGCAAUUUAUCGCACGAGGUUACAGAGUCCGAUCUUAUGGCUCUCUUCGCUCAAUACGGCGCACUUGAUAGCGUCACGUCGUAUUCCUCUCGGAGUUACGGCUUCGUGUUUUUCAAGCGCAUUGAUGAUGCCAAGGCUGCCAAGAACGCGUUACAAGGCACUCUUCUGCGCGGAAUUCCCAUGAAGAUUGAGUUUGCGAGACCGGCAAAGCCAUGUAAACAACUUUGGGUGGGUGGUAUUAGCCUAUCUGUUACAAAGGAAGAGCUGGAGGCUGAGUUUCGCAAAUUUGGUAAGAUUGAGGAUUUUAAGUUCGUCAGAGACCGCAACACUGCAUUUGUUGAAUAUUACAAUUUAGAUGAUGCAACUCAUGCCAUGAAAAUGAUGAAUGGAAAGCGUAUUGGUGGCGAUCAAAUUCGCGUAGAUUUCCUUCGAUCACAAUCAUCAAAAAAGGAUAUGUUGCUCGAGUAUGGGCAGCUUCAGGGAAAAACCGUGGGCCCUCCUGAUUUCUACUCUGGCCAGAAAAGACCACUGCAAACACAGCCUUCAAUUGGGAGGAAGGGAGAUAGUCAACCCAGCAAUAUUUUGUGGAUAGGUUAUCCUCCUUCUCUUCAGAUUGAUGAGCAGAUGCUCCACAAUGCCAUGAUUUUAUUUGGUGAAAUUGAGAGAAUCAAGAGCUUUCCUUCAAGGCACUACUCAUUUGUGGAAUUCAGGAGUGUGGAUGAAGCUCGACGUGCUAAAGAGGGUCUUCAAGGCCGGCUUUUUAAUGAUCCUCGGAUUACUAUUAUGUAUUCAAGCAGUGAGCUGGCACCUGGCAAAGAUUACCCUGGCGUUUUCCCUGUAAGCAAAGGACCAAAACCUGACAUGUUCUUAACUGAGCAAACAUUUCGACCAUUGCAGGUGGAUGUGUUUGGACAUAGUCGUCCAAUGGUUCCAAAUAAUCUUUCCAGCCAGUUAGCACCUGGUGUUAUUGUUGGACCAAAUGUACCGUUGAGACCUUUUGGUCCUCAAGGUAGUCUUGAACCUUCGCUUUCAGGCAUUGAAUCUAAUGAACUGGGCACAAACCAAAAGUUUCAGGAUGGUAGCUCCAAAAGUCAAAUGGGUCCAAAUUGGAAACGGCUAUCUCCUCCAGCACCAGGGAUGCUCCAUCCGGCACCGGGUAUUAGACCUCCAACUAGAUCCACAUCUAGCGCAUGGGAUGUGUUUGACAUAAACCAGUUUCAGAGGGAUUCAAAGCGUUCAAGGAUAGAUGGUGCUUUACCUGUUGAUGAUGUUCCCUUUCCGUUAAGAAAUGCUGAUGACCGUGCAGUAGGGCUAGAGCAAUCUUAUGGGAUGGAGCCAGUUAUUGAUGGUGGUUCUGGUCCAUUUGUAAACAUGCAAGGGAAGGCUCCCCCUGGUCCAGUGGGCACAAGGAUCUCAACUGGAGUGCCUGCUACUGUUCAAGUCGAUAUUGAUCACAUAUGGCGUGGGAUAAUUGCAAAAGGGGGAACGCCAGUUUGUCAAGCAAGAUGUGUUCCUAUAGGAAAAGGGAUAGGGACUGAGCUGCCGGAAGUUGUUGAUUGCUCAGCCAGGACUGGAUUGGAUAUGCUAACAAAACAUUAUGCAGAUGCUGUCGGUUUUGACAUUGUCUUCUUCCUGCCUGAUAGUGAAGAUGACUUUGCAUCAUACACUGAAUUUCUUCGCUACCUUGGUGCUAAAAACCGUGCUGGUGUUGCCAAAUUUGUUGAUGGUACCACUCUAUUCUUGGUGCCUCCAUCUGAUUUCUUAACAAAGGUUUUAAAAGUCGCAGGGCCUGAACGUCUAUAUGGUGUGGUUCUUAAGUUUCCAUCUAUGCCAAGUGGCACAUCAUUGCAACAGCCACUGCCUUUGUCUAUACCUUCCAGUCGGUAUAUUGAUAGGCAGCAGAUUUCUCCUUCUCAAGUAGAGUAUAGUCAGAUCCCUGCAAAGGAGGAAGAAAUUUUGCCUAUGGAUUAUAAUAGGUUGUUGCAUGAUGAGUCUAAAGUUCCUUCAAAACCACUUUAUCCAGCUACAAGUGGCGCCUCUUUAGUUCAGUCUGUACCCUCAGACUAUACUUCUAGCAAUACUGCUGCAGGAACCCAACCUGGCGUUACAUUAACACCUGAGCUUAUUGCCACUCUAGCCUCCUUGCUUCCUGGAACUACACCAUCAUCUACUGCUGAUGGGGCCAAGCCAGCAGUUGGCUCCUCAACUAUGAAAGCUCCAUUUCCUCCAUUUGCUCCCACUGACGGAAACCAAUCUCAUGUAUGGAAACAGGACCAUCUAAUUGCAGAUCCGUCCAGUCAUGUCCUUCAACAGGCAGGGAGUACGUACUAUCAGCCUUAUCCACUAUCAUCUACUUAUGGCCACCCUGGUCAAGUGGUCCCUGGCAGUACAAAUAUCCAAGAUUCUGCAGCCAGCUUACAGCAGCAGGUUGCCAUCUCAUCUAGACCCAUGACUAACUUGAUGCCUUCUCAAAGCGGACAAGUAACGUUAUCCCUCCCAGUGAAUCAACCAUAUCAGGUUGAAGUGUCCUCCAGCUCUCAGAAAGGCUAUGGAGUGGUGCAGGGAAUAGAUGCCUCUGUUUUAUAUAGUUCUCAGGCUAUUCAGAAUCCUAAUAUUUCUGUUUCCUCAUCUAAUCAAGUUCAUGGUGCUAACCCUUCUCAGCAACAAACUGCUAUGCCAUAUUCAGCAGAAAAAGUGAACGCAGAGCCUCCAAAUCAGCAGUUUCAACCUGCUCUCCAAGCAGUUAGUCAGGGUGCGUCAUCAGAAGUGGAGGCAGAUAAAAACCAGAGGUACCAGUCAACACUACAGUUUGCUGCCAGUCUUCUCCUCCAAAUACAGCAGCAGCAGCAAACCCAAGGAGGACGGGGGGCUGGAAAUCAACAGUGAGAAUUUUGUAAGUAAUUAUCUUCCAUGAACUGUUCUUUUUGGCCGUAUUCCUGUUUGUGUAAAUUAAUCUUUGCCAUACAUGUACUCCAUAUUUAGUUUUUGAUAUUCUGCGUAGCCGUGUUGCAAAUAUUAGCCGAAACUAUUAGUGGGAUCUGAAUCUGAAAUCAUUAGAAGCAUCUAGUUUCAUUGAGAAAUAAGGAUCUUUUAGAAUUUGAGCUUUUAAGUUGCGAAAGCAGGAAGAACAUGAAGGCAAAUGUCUAUAUUUGUCAGGAAUGAUUGUAGUUUAUAAGGGGUGUCCUCAGAAAAAGAUUGCUUGGUUUGCUCAGGGCAUUUGAAGAGAAAGUUCAAAGUUAUCAACGUGUAUUGACUUUUUCAGAUAGAGCAUGAUCAGGAUGGCUUCUUCAUCCUGUAGAACUACUAGGUCCUAGAACAAUCGCUUUGCUUCAUGUUGUACUUGUACUGAUUUUGGUAAGCAGAAGUUUGAUAUUCUGCUUGGCCUUGCUGCAACUGAUAGCCAAAACUUCCUGUGGUUUCUGAACCUGAUGUGUUGAAAACUAUCUAGCCGCAUGGGAAGUAUACCAACUUCGUUUUCUUUUUUUUUUUUUUUGGGGGGGGGGGGGGGUUGGGUGUCGAGAGCAUCUGAUUUGCAUAUUUUGCAAUCAGUUCAUUCUUGAUAGCUAGUCUCCGCUGGACUUCAGUUUCUGAGUUGCUAUCUCUGGAACCAAUUAGAACAUUUUACAUUUUGUUUUGUGUUUUUUGUGGUAAAUCUGUUUCGUCAUUUGGCGUAGUUUUUGUGUGUGUGUGUGUGGGGUCUUCUACCAUGGUUCCAAUGGAAUUUAGCAAAUAACUCGUGGAGUAGACUGUGAUUUUGUUUAUAUCCUGCUCUAUCGUUAGUUCCUUAUAAUACCUAUCUUAUUUUUUAUUCGUUGACUUUUGCUUGUAUUUGAAUUAUGUUGUACAGAGUCUUGAUUUUGCUGCCUUCCUAUUAUUUAUGCACCAUGAUGCUUUUAUCUGUAUGUUUUCACUGCUAUAGCAUAUCUUUGUCGGUGGUUGAAUAUGCUCGUAGAUCUAGUGUUAUCCUAUUAUAACAUAAAUGUAGCCUAGUGAAUCUUGAACUCUGCUUCGGUUGCGUGCUAUUACUUUUCAUCUGUCAUGUAUCUCACAAUUGCUUAGCUGUAGGCUUUUGACCUUUUUUCUUUAGCAUUUUCCCUUAAAUCUAGAUUUUUUCACCUGACCCUUGAAUCUAGAUUUUAGAGAUGAGAAUUCCUAUUAAUUCUCCAAUUUAUUUUAAUAUGAUCUGUAACUUGAAUUAUGUAAAGAUCUUCACUGUGCUGUUAAAGAUAAUGAGAAAAUGACUGUUGAUCGAGUUUGUAAAAUUAGAAUUACCAUUAUUUAUUACCA